AUUUUUUCUCAAGAUCUGCCAUUGUUCCCAUUGUACAAGAGCAAUUCACACCAAAUCUUGCAAUGGCAGCUAUCUCUAGAGUGAGCAUCACAACCACUCCAAAAAACUUCUCCAAAACAACAGAUCCAUCAACAUCUCACCUCAUCAAACUCUCAAUCCCAACCACCCCAUGGAGGAGACUCGCCACCGGCCGGAUGUACAUCCGGCCAGCAGCAGCUGUACCCGAGAAGCUGUCCGGGAAGGUGGAGGAGAGCAUCAAGAAUGCACAGGAGGCCUGCUCAGAGGACCCCGUCAGCGGCGAAUGCAAGGCCGCGUGGGACGAGGUGGAGGAGCUGAGCGCGGCGGUCAGCCAUGCUAGAGACAAGCUGAGGGACGCUGAUCCAUUGGAGAAAUUUUGCAAGGAUAAUCCAGAGACAGACGAGUGCAGAAGUUAUGAUGACUAGCUUGUGUUUCUUGAUCUCAAACCUGUGCUUCAAUAGCUGUUGUAAGGCUUCAGUUAAUGCCCUUCAACUAAUGUAUGAAACAAAGAUCAAGAUUUGGGAUGUGUGAAAUGAAACUAAGUUAUUUACCACA
Molecule: messenger RNA, 573 nt
Organism: Salvia splendens (bonfire salvia)
Lineage: Eukaryota; Viridiplantae; Streptophyta; Magnoliopsida; Lamiales; Lamiaceae
Product: calvin cycle protein CP12-1, chloroplastic
Exons: 1
Coding region: 63-443 (126 amino acids)
Biological process (GO): negative regulation of reductive pentose-phosphate cycle
Cellular component (GO): chloroplast
Source: RefSeq, a predicted model, not a curated record